AUGCAGAUUCUCUCUCCACAUACUAUACCUCCAUCAAGCAGGAACAUAGGUACACUAAGCACAAGUAUCAUCAAAUGCCUGCAAAUCAAUCUUCAAAGGGCUGAGGCAGCAACAUCUCAUGUCCUCACGCAAGUUAUUUCCAACGACAUAGACCUCGUAAUCAUGCAGGAACCAUACUGUAGAGAAGGUCACGUCGCUAGCUUACCUAUUGCAUGGAAAAUAUACCAAAAGGAGUCCCCGACGGCAGAUCUUGCUCCUAGAGUAGCAAUUGCCUGCUGCAACCCCGCAUGGACACCACAAGUCAUCAAGCUGCAUAGGGAUUAUGUCGCCAUUCUAAUCAUUUUUGAAAAUAUGCAAUUUAUCCUUACUUCGGUGUAUUCACCACCAACAGAUGCAAUUGGCAGCACUGUCGCCCACAUAAGCGAAACAAGUAGAAAAUUUCCAAACACAGCUCAAGUCAUAGGAGGCGACUUUAAUGCCCAUCAUAUUAUAUGGGGGUAUAGUACCACAAAUCCAAAAGGGCAGGAGCUUGAAGAUUAUAUUGCGGCAAACAAUUUACAAUUGCACAAUACAACGAAUGCACCACCUACAUUCGAUAAUUCGUACAAUCAAGGAUGGCCAGACUUAACGAUCUCAACUUAUGAUAUUGCUAACAACAUACAUUCAUGGCAUGUCUCAGACUCUGAAAGUUGUUCAGAUCAUAAAUACGUAGAAUUUACUAUACAAACAGAUACCACCAUUUCUAUAAUUAAACGCUAUAGGCUGCCAGGUAACAAGGUUAGACAAUUGACCCAGGCCUUUACUCGUCUCCUGCAAGCAAAAGAAUUGCAGCUAGAAUCUUGCAACAACUCAGAACACCUUGAUUCCCUUGCACAAGGACUUCUAGAGGAACUUAAUGAAAUAUUUCAACAAAUUUUACCCCUCCGUACAACCAAGAAAUUACAAGGAAUCUCUUGCUGGACCGGCGAACUAAGGCAACAAAGACAAAAAUGCAGAGCUUUGCGCCGCAGACUAAGAGGCAACGUGGACGGAGAGACCAAAGCACAGAUUCUGACUACAUACCGGCAAGAGCGAGCUAAAUAUAAGAAGAAUAUUCUGCAACAACAAUACGAAUCCCUACGGGAUCUUACAUAA
Messenger RNA from Stegodyphus dumicola, 1134 nucleotides. RefSeq lists its product as uncharacterized. The record is from RefSeq and is a predicted model, not a curated record. NCBI's taxonomy places the organism in Eukaryota, Metazoa, Arthropoda, Arachnida, Araneae, Eresidae.